CGAUAAAAUUUUAUGCAGCUUCCUCUAUCCAUCCUAAUCUAAUUUUUGAGUCUUCCCACAAACUCCAUGCUUUCUCUACUCCACUCAAGACUUCGGUGACUUCUGUUCGUUAAACUGAGUCUUGCUCACCUCAUUAUCCCAAGGAAAAAUAUUAUUGGGCUCCACAUCCUCAAAACAAACAGUUUCUUUUCUUUUUUAACCAAUUCUUGAAUUUGGCUCCCUUGCUAUAUAAAUCCAUCUGCCGAAUGGUUUUCUUCAGAACUUCGACACUAUCACUCCACGAAACCUGACAUACCCAAAAGCUAGCCGAAAAGAAUUGUUUUAAGAAAAUGUCUGUGUUUCAAUUUCCCACCCUUUUGUUACAAACUUUGGAACGUGAUUUUCUCCUCAACCCAAUUUUGUCGCGUAUCUUCACUGGCUUUCUGCACCUGGUUUUGUUACUGAUCGUAUUUAUAUCAUGGGUAUGCAAGAAAAUCAGUAGUAAUGAUGAUGAAAGCCAGAAGCAGAGUGUUAGGCACAAUAGGCUCUUACAUUAUAAACCAACACUGAUUUCAUGCUUGGUUUUUUCAUUGUUUAAUCUUGUUUUAUGCAUAUUGAACAAUUUUUAUUGGUAUAGAAGCGGCUCAUCUGAUGAAAAGAUUCUCACUUCACUGGAUUUGGGAAUAAAAACAUUAGCCUGGUUAGCCCUCUAUGCUUACUUGCAAAGCCAGUUCAAGAAAUCAGGUGAACCUAAGUACCCACUGAGUUUAAGACUCUGGUGGGUGCUUUUCUUCUCUGUUUCUUGUUAUUGCCUAGUGAUAGAUCUUAUUUAUUACAAAAAGCACCAAACUUUAUCUACUUUGUUUUGGGUAUCUGAUAUAACUUCUCUUUUCAUGGGUUUAUUCUUCUGUUAUGUGGGGUUUUGGGGCAAGAAAGAGGACAGAGAUAGCCUUCUUCAAGAACCCCUUUUGAAUGGCAGUGCUACCAAUGGUAGAGAGUCGAGUAAAGCAAUCAGGGGGGAUGAAACUGUAACUCCUUAUGCGAAUGCUAGUAUUUUUAGUAUCAUCACUUUCUCCUGGGUAGGUCCUUUGGUUUCUCUCGGAUUCAAGAAAACAUUAGACCUCGAGGAUGUCCCUCAGUUGGCCAUUUUCGAUAGUGUAAGAGGGGCAUUUCCAAUUCUAAAUAAUAAUUUGGAGUCUGAUAUUGAAGGAAGUAAUAGGGUGACCACACUUAUGCUUGCAAAAGGAUUAAUUUUCACAACCUGGAGGGAAAUUUCUCUAUCUGCUGUCUAUGCGCUUGUGUAUAAUUUGGCGUCUUAUGUAGGUCCAUACCUAAUUGAAGACUUUGUUCAAUACUUAAAUGGACAACAAGAAUUUGAAAAUGAGGGCUAUGUCUUGGUUUUUAUUUUCAUCAUUGCAAAGAUGUUUGAGUGCUUGUCAAUGAGACACUGGUUCUUCAAGGUGCAGCAGGCUGGAUUUAGGGCCAGGGCGGCAUUAGUUGCCAAAAUCUACAACAAGGGACUGACCCUUUCGUGCCAAUCAAAGCAAGGGCAUACCUCUGGGGAGAUUAUUAAUUUCAUGUCAGUCGAUGCAGAAAGAAUUGGAGAAUUUGGUUGGUAUAUGCAUGAACCAUGGACGGUGAUUUUACAAGUCGGCUUGGCAUUGGCAAUUUUAUAUAGAAAUCUUGGGCUAGCUUCUCUCGCUACACUUGUUGCUACUAUUCUGGUGAUGCUAGCAAAUGUUCCCCUGGGAAAUUUACAAAAAAAAUUUCAGGACAAACUCAUGAAAUCAAAAGAUAAAAGAAUGAAGGCAACUUCUGAAGUCUUGAGGAGCAUGAGGAUUCUCAAGCUUCAAGCUUGGGAGAUGAAGUUUCUGUCUAAAAUUCUCGAGCUUAGGAAUUGUGAGGCAGGAUGGCUGAAAAAAUAUGUGUAUACUUCAGCCCUUACCUCAUUUCUCUUUUGGGUUGCCCCUACAUUAGUGUCUGCGGUAACUUUUGGUGCUUGUAUGGUAAUGGGGAUCCCACUUGAAUCCGGGAAGAUACUGUCCGCACUUGCAACCUUUAGA
This is a messenger RNA of Olea europaea var. sylvestris, 2042 nucleotides long. RefSeq names its product ABC transporter C family member 3-like. NCBI's taxonomy places the organism in Eukaryota, Viridiplantae, Streptophyta, Magnoliopsida, Lamiales, Oleaceae. The record is from RefSeq and is a predicted model, not a curated record. The annotation marks the transcript as partial. Gene Ontology annotation, cellular component: plant-type vacuole; vacuolar membrane. Gene Ontology annotation, biological process: transmembrane transport. Gene Ontology annotation, molecular function: ATP binding; ABC-type transporter activity. The transcript has a single exon.